AUGUCGUCUGAGGAAGUCAUCUUUGUUAUUAUUUAUUUUUUAUUUGUAUUCUGCUUAGUGGCUCCGACCACAGAAAUCAUAUCUGCAGGUCUGACCAUACAAAACAUGUUUGCAGAAUGUUUGGGCAGUGAACAAAUGGAUUUCAUUGGCUACCAUAUGAGGAGGACGACUCUGACCCUUAUCAUACACUCCUUUCUGCCUUUAGGUUAUUUUGUUUUUUGUAUUCAAAUGAAUUAUGUUCCCCCAUUAUUAUACUUGUUUAUUCUAGACAGUUUUGGAAAAAUUUGGUGUCUGUUUUCCAUACUCUGCUGCUUGUUUUCUUUCAUCUGCGUGCUGUUUGCACUGUAUUGGUUCAACUCAAACUGGAAUACUCAUCCAAUUUCAAGACGUUUGGGUAAUUUAACAGUUGAAGGGGAAGGCUGGAGAUCUGUGGCUUCAUCUGUCAACAUUGAAUUCAGAAGGUUUGAUAAGUUCACCACAGGCACACAUAGUCGAAGGCUCAUCGUGACAGACACGUGGCUCAUCAUGACCUCCACGUACACCAUCCAGAUUGCCAGGCAGGCAGACACCCACCUUGCCAUUGUGGGCAGUGAGAAUCAUGACAUGCAUUAUGAGAGGUCAACUGGAGUUCAGGUGCUCAACAUCAUGGUUACCAGUGCUGACCACAGGGUCAAACCAUUCAAAAUUAGACUUAUAGCUACAGAGUACAAUGAUUUAAAAGAUAAACUACAAAGUCCCAUCUUAAACCUACGAAACAUCGUUAUUCAACAAUCUCUGUCAGAUCAGUUUGUGGAGGCUUUUAAAUAUGAAGUCAACAGGAAUCCAAGAUAUCGUCUGCCUAGGAACAUGGAGGUCGAAAAUUGCAUAGGCUGCAUGCAAGUCAUAUCCAACGUCAAAUUGCAGAAAUGCUGCUUAGAUCUGCCUCAAGGAGAGGAGCAAGAUGGACAGCAUGGCAACAAUUUUUCGCAGCAAGCAUGCCAGAGUUGCAUGUGCAGACCGAUGUGGUGUCUCGAAUGCAUGGGCAAGUGGUUCGCGAGUCGGCAGGAUCAGAACCAGCCAGAGACCUGGCUCUCGAGUAAAUCUCCGUGCCCAACAUGCAGGUCCAUCUUCUGCAUGCUCGAUAUCUGCCUUAUUAGUGAUUAAAUGUUUUGUUUUUCCAAAUGCUCUACAUUAUAAUAACUACUUUUGUUACCACUACCACUUAACAUUACUGAUACUUUGAGUUAAUAGUUUUUUUGUUUCAUUUUAUAUUGUUGAUGCAGGUUUUUUGUUAACUUACUUAUUAUUCAUAAGUGGUUAUUUAUUUUAUAUACUAAUGCUCUAAACAUUUUUUUAUUUCAAUUUGCAAAAAUUUGUUUUUGUUAUAUGUUUUUGCACGUUUCAUUUGAUUGUCUAUCUUGUUUUUUUAAUGUUGAAAAUAAAUUGGCAUUCGUCCAACAAGCUG
Messenger RNA from Helobdella robusta, 1444 nucleotides. RefSeq lists its product as hypothetical. Gene Ontology annotation, molecular function: ubiquitin protein ligase activity. Gene Ontology annotation, cellular component: membrane; endoplasmic reticulum. NCBI's taxonomy places the organism in Eukaryota, Metazoa, Annelida, Clitellata, Rhynchobdellida, Glossiphoniidae. Bases 1 to 1143 code for a protein of 380 amino acids. Gene Ontology annotation, biological process: protein ubiquitination. The transcript has 5 exons. The record is from RefSeq and is a predicted model, not a curated record.